AUGCGCCCGUUUAUGAGCCUCAUGGGCGCAGACCCGUCGCAAGACUGCCUCCAUGCCUUUGAGACCUCCUGGCUCUUCUCGCCUUUCGUCCUCGGAUGCAUUCGCGCCCUUAUAUCCCUCUACUCGUUCACGACCAUAUUCGUCAUCUUCGGCUGGCAGGGCACACAUGGCCUGACCGUCAACAGUCGGCGCUCGUUCAGCUACUUCACCAACCUGAGCUACUGGGGCAUCGCAUUCUACUUCCUUUUCGCAGCAGCUCACAGCUUCCUCUACUCGCGAACGGGUCGGUCGGUGUUUUUUGAGAAGACACCGCGGUUCCUGCGUGCGCUGCACAGUCUGUUCUAUACGACCAUCGUUGUCUUUCCGUUUAUUGUGACAAUAGUCUAUUGGGGGUUGCUAUUCGAGGCACCAUGGUUUCCAGAGAUGUUUAAUGGCUGGUCUAACGUUUCCCAACAUGCGAUGCAAUCGGGGUUUGCGCUUUUUGAACUAAUCUUCACGGCAACACAACCUCUUCCGCUCAUCCACCUCCCUUUCCUCUACCUCCUUCUCAUGCUAUACCUGUCUCUGGCAUACCUCACCCGCGCGACGCAAGGGUUCUAUACCUACUCCUUCCUCAAUCCGGGAGUUCAUUCCGAACAUAGAGGUCGCGUGGCUGCGUACUCCUUCGGGAUCGCAGCAGCUGCCACUGUUUUGUUUGGCGUAUGCUGGUUUAUAAUCUGGCUUCGAAGGCGUCUAACGGGCGAUAAGAGAAUACUCGCCACACCAUCUCGAGGCACUGAAGAUGAAGAGAUGAGGGUAAGGAAGUGA
Messenger RNA from Arthroderma uncinatum, 807 nucleotides. RefSeq lists its product as uncharacterized. The record is from RefSeq and is a predicted model, not a curated record. The transcript has 2 exons. Bases 1 to 807 code for a protein of 268 amino acids. NCBI's taxonomy places the organism in Eukaryota, Fungi, Ascomycota, Eurotiomycetes, Onygenales, Arthrodermataceae. Gene Ontology annotation, cellular component: membrane.